CCCACCCACACACACAUAUACAGUGAAACACACCCUGCGGCUGCGUGUGUGAGGUACCACGUUGAAUAAAAGUGUCAGAAAAUGCUGCUGGUCCUGCUGCAGAUGUUGGUUCUUGCGUCUUGCUCUCCGCCACGAUGUGACCCACGAAUAAGAGGACUGUGCAAACCAGCAGUGGAAGAAAAACCCAAAUGCACAGAUUUGCUGUUGUCCUACUGCGAUGACAUGGCCUACACACAGACCAUGUUUCCAAACAUCGUUGGUCACAAGACCCGGGAGGAUGCUGAGGCCAGCGCUGAGUACCUCCUCAUAAGCGUGGUUGAGUCUCUGUUUGGUGGUGAGUGUAACCCUGAGAUUCGCAUGCUGGGCUGCUCUGUGCUUGCACCACGUUGUGAGAUGGGGAAGGUGCUGAAGCCUUGUCGCAGCAGUUGUGAAGCAGUGUACAAAAAAUGCAGUCACACUUUUGAGGGGAUAGAGAUGGCUUGGCCCUACUUCCUGGACUGCGAUCGCUUCUUUGUAAGUGAAGAAGAGGGAUGCUAUGACCCGCUGGAUGGCUUGAGAGCCGAGCAAGAACUAGAGGGCACUCAAGCCACGGAAGUGCCUCUUCCUGAAGAGCCAUCUACAUCGAUGCAGUUCUCCUACCACUCCAAUACUCAGAUGGUCAGUAUCUUAAAGAAGACUGAGGAACUGUGCUCUGACAUAGCCAGAACUUACAGCAUUGGCCGCAGUGCAGAGGGCAGAGAGCUGCUUGUGAUUGAGUUCUCAAACAAUCCUGGAGAACAUGAGCUGCUGGAGCCAGAAAUGAAGUACAUUGGCAACAUGCAUGGAAAUGAAGUCCUCGGCCGCCAGCUGCUUGUUUUCUUGGCUCAGUACCUGUGCUCAGAGUACCUGCAGGGAAACGAGCGCAUCCAGACCCUCAUCAACACCACCCGAAUCCACAUCCUGCCCUCCAUGAACCCCGAUGGAUACGAAGUAGCUGCGUCUGGAGGAUAUUACAAUAGCUAUGAUCACGAUGAGGAGGGCCAGAGAUAUGACUCUGGGAACAUCGGCCGAAACAAUGCCCAGAACAUCGACCUGAACAGAAACUUCCCUGGCUUAGCAUCCAUCCUUUACAACAGCCGCAGACGAAAGGGCUACCAUACAGAUCACAUCCCAAUCCCAGACAAUUACUGGUUUGGUAAGGUUGCACCAGAGACGUACGCUGUCAUGAAGUGGCUGCGCUCCCUCCCUUUUGUGCUCUCAGCUAACUUCCACGGUGGAGACCUGGUGGUGUCUUAUCCCUAUGAUCUGACAAAGCAUCCACUGGAGCACAAUAUGUUCUCUCCAACACCAGAUGAUAAGGUCUUCAAACUUCUUGCAAGAACAUAUGCAGAUGCCCACGAAACAAUGUCCAGUGAACGUGCACAGUGUGGAUCGUCUCAUACUAAGAGUCAGAAAGGGAUCAUCAAUGGAGCACAGUGGUCCAGCAUUGCAGGCAGUAUGCAAGACUUCAACUAUCUUCACACCAACUGUUUUGAGGUGACUGUAGAGCUGGGUUGUGAUAAAUUCCCCCCUGAGGAGGAACUCUUCCUCGGCUGGCAUGAUAACAAAGAAGCUCUGAUCACGUUCAUGGAGGCAGCCCAUCGAGGUAUCAAAGGGAUUGUAAAAGAUGAGGAGGGAAAUGCAAUAAAAGGUGCACGGAUAUCUGUCAGAGGAAUACGACAUGAUAUUACUUCAGCUGAAAAUGGAGACUACUGGCGCAUCCUCACCCCUGGAAUCCACAUCAUCACUGCCUCUGCUCCAGGCUAUACCAGAGCAACAAAAAAAGUCCACCUGCCUCCUCGCAUGCACAAAGCAGGCCGGGUGGAUUUUGUGCUGCAGAAAACUCCUCCUAAUACAGACAAACAGGAAGGGGACUACGCUUUCCCAUCCAUGGGCUCCUAUGAGCGAUUUGACCCGUACAACCAGUACGAACGCUACACCCGGAUGGCUGAUUUGAGCCAAGCCCCUGAGGAGAGAGCAGUAAAGCCCUGGUGGUGGAACUACUUUGUGUUGCCAGGAGGCCCAGCUCCCACCUGGCUGCUUAAACAGCAUUAAAGCUGUAAUAAGAGAGGCAAAACAUGAGCUACUUUUCAGAACAAACCAAGCUAUUAUAAAAUUAAUAUUCUGCUCUUUUAUUUGAAGUUAAACACGCUUUCACACUUACAAUGUGCUCCGUUUGGUCCCAAAUCCAAACUUGAAUGUUAAUGUAAGCACAUUUAGUUAAAAACUGUGACUCAAUAAAAGCUUGUUAAAGACAUAUAUAAUUGUAAUUUAAUAGCAAUGUUACAGCAGAAAUAAAUACUAUUAUUGAUGUAUGUUGCCAGAAUAUGAGCGCCUACUCCCUGUCCACUCUAGGUCUUGGAUCAGAACAAAAGGUUAGAGAUGAAACCAAGUGGCCACUAGGGGGCAGGCUAAUUCAACAUCUGAUUUGAUGAGUCUGGCAGAAAUAAUCCACAGGAGGUUUCAUUGAUUUGCCAGCACAAACUAGCACAAAACAUAGUAAGCAUCACUAGCCUUCAGGUCCACUAGAAUCCAAAUCCUACAAAAUAACAAAAAGAAAACAAACAAACAAACAAAAAAACCUAAAACCUAAAUAAAUAAAUAAAUAAAUAAAUAAAGCUCUUAAAAUUGUUUAUGCAAGGUCACAAAAGGGCCAUAGAUGCACAAAUGACCUUUACGAGACUGAUCAAAAAGUGAUUGGAGAAUAUAAAAGAAAUCUGCUCACUAAAUUACUUGGCCUUAAAAAAUUUAACAACUAAACAACUAAAACAAACAAAACAAACAAAGAAACAAAAGAAACCCACAAACACAUGAUCUGACACCAAACUCAAUCAAAUCAUGACAAUAGAAUAGAAAUAGUAAUGUUUCACGUCAUGGUCUGUAGACGAUUUUCAACAGAGAGCACAGAGUUAUCAAUCAUAAGUGCCUGGAGGUACAUAAAAGUAUGUUUUCAACCAUCUGGAGGAUGCUGUAAUGGUUGUCAUUUUUAUAACAAUUGUUCAGAAUUUAGUGAAAGCAUCUGUGCGAUGGUGACCUGCCAAGUUGAGCUGUAAUAUUCAGCUUAUUCAGAAAAAUCAACAUAGACACUAACAGUAUGAAGAAACCAAAAUCACGUUUGACCUUUGAGAAUUUGGAUAAAGAAAACCUUUAGGUAUCAGUCAGGAGAAAACUGUGAUCCUCAUUUUUCAAAGCUUUUGGGACAAGUACAAAAUGAAAGCUGGGAAAAGUUGUGUAAAGUUAAAAAUAGCUGGUGGAACGUGACUGAUUUUAGAUGAAAGGGACUAUGUGAGUGGGACACUGUAAAAUUGAAAAGAAUUUGGGGACUUCAUUAACUAGUAAACCUUUAUUAGUGUACAGGAAUAAAGACAAAUCUCUUUACACAGUGGCUUAAUAUGUCAUUUUAAAGCCCAACUCCUGAACUUUGCCAGACCAAUGUAGCAUCUGACUUGCAUCCUGUCUCUUUUCGAGCUCUUUCCAGUGAAGUCAGUCCGAUGUUUACUUUUGCUCUGUCACUUUCUCUCUUUCUUUUUUCACUUUCCUCUUAUAAUGUCCUCUUGGAUUUCUUUGCUAAAUCAGCCAUAGUACGUGAUCAUAACAAGAGAGGAAAUAAGCGUAUGCUAAAUAUCUUGCUGCUUCUCCUGCUGUUGACAGGAUGCUGUACAGAUUCUUGUCCACUAAUCACAUUAGGCUUGAAAACCAAAGUAAAAAACAGAAACCCCAACACUUGAUAAACCUGGUAUUGCUCUGUUGUUUAGUUGUGGUGAACAAGAGACCUGAAGGGGAAGGAUGACCGUUUUCAGCCCUGGCCAAUGAACAGGGCAGAUUUUCUUCUUCCUUCUUCUUUUUUCUCUUCUGCUCAGCAGUCAUUAUGGGGAAAAGCGAGAAGUUGCUGUAAAUGCAUGACGUUGUCCAGGCAGUUUAGUUGAAUUAACUAAGCUUUAAAAUAAGCUUUAUUUGUAUAGCACCACUGCACAACAAUGUUAUCGCAGGGCACUUCACAGACAAAUCAAAGCCAACCAAAGCAAAGUGCUUUUUUUUUUUUUUUUUAGAAUUCCCUAUCCAAUCAAACCAAGUUCUCCAAACUAUCCUGUUGUGAAUGCACCCUCAGUGUGCUAUUAAAAAUACAUCAGAAAGACAGAGUUUUAAGGUCAGACACUUAUUGGUUUAAAAAUGACAGCAACUGGUGUUCUCAAUUUUAAAGUUAUAAAGAAUUGUUAAAGGUAGGCGUAAUGCAACAAGCAUCUUUCUUGACUUCUUAAAAGGUGUUGCUAGCUAUUUAAAUUUAAAAGGAGAAAAAAAAAAACAUCUAAAAAACAACAUUUAUCUAUUUCAAUAUUUGAUUUUCAAG
Messenger RNA from Melanotaenia boesemani (Boeseman's rainbowfish), 4366 nucleotides. Its product is annotated as carboxypeptidase Z-like. Gene Ontology annotation, biological process: proteolysis. Bases 82 to 2073 code for a protein of 663 amino acids. The record is from RefSeq and is a predicted model, not a curated record. Lineage: Eukaryota; Metazoa; Chordata; Actinopteri; Atheriniformes; Melanotaeniidae. Gene Ontology annotation, molecular function: metallocarboxypeptidase activity; zinc ion binding; protein binding. The transcript has 11 exons.